Molecule: messenger RNA, 1469 nt
Organism: Ambispora gerdemannii
Lineage: Eukaryota; Fungi; Glomeromycota; Glomeromycetes; Archaeosporales; Ambisporaceae
Source: the annotation of a GenBank genome assembly
GUUUUGUUAGCCAAAUGUCUUGGAAAGAAAAUAAUUAUACAGAAACUGGAGCCGGACAACAUGACGUCGCAACUGCAACCGUCUGUGCUAAAUUUAAUUUGAAGCGUAUUGUUUAUAUGGGAAGUGAAGACGUUCGUCGGCAAGCUUUAAAUAUUUUUCGAAUGAAAUUAUUGGGUGUCACUGUAGUUUCUGUUGGUUCAGGAAAUAAAACAUUAAAAGAUGCUAUUAAGGAAGCAGUGCGUGACUGGAUGACAAAUGUUGCUACUACACAUUAUUUGGUUGGUUCAGCGAUAGGACCACACCCUUUUCUUCAAAUAGCUAUUGGAUUAUUUACUCCCUUUGUGGCCGAUAAAAAUGUUAAAAUAGUUGAGGGAAGCGGCGAUGUGAAUACAAAUAAACAUUCGGUGUCUUGGUGCCCGGGUGCUGGUUUAGAUUAUCCAGGGGUUGGACCAGAGCAUGCAUUUUUGAAAGAUAUUGGUCGUGCUGAAUAUGUCGCGGUCACAGAUGGGUUAUUGAAAAAAGUAUGGAGUUAUAUAGAUGCAUAUGAAGUUGUGGAGAAAUCCAUAGGAGGAUUAAGCUAUGAAAUCGAAAAAUUAAAGGAAUACAAUGAUGAUAACGAUAGUAAUUCUGAUGAUGAUUCAGAAGCUGCUACUACUGCGGCAGCUGAACAACAAGCUCAACAACACCGGCAAUCACCACCACCUUCUAAUAUUAAUACUGAUAAUUAUGAUGAUAUUGUCAAUAAUACACUACAGACGGAUCAAUUCGAGAUAGUACCACAAUCGAAGAUAAUACAGCGCAAUGCUGAUAAUUAUCUUCGACCUAUGGAACGUCUAAAUUAUGAGUCACGCGGUCAUUUAUCAAAAAGAGGACGUGGACGACCACGAAAAAAAAAGCAUAGCAAUGAUAAUGAGGCCAGAAGAAAACAUCUUCGUCUAGAUCUGGAGGAAUGGACAGCGCAAAGAGAUGAGAAUCCUUCAGAUUUGGAGGAAUUGACAGAUUUGGAAUGGACAGCAAAUGAAGAUGAGAAAUUAUUAGCAUUGGUAGACAAUACCAUUAUUAAAGGUUCGAUUAUAUUUCCGUGGAGUGACAUCGCUAAUGACAUCAAAAAUCAUGAUGCCGCAGGUCAACUCAGCAUCGAUGAAAUUCAUGAAAUCAUCAUUGCGUUCGGAAAAGCUGAUGAACGUGCAAUAAAAGCUAGAUUUGACGUGUUAGAAAUCCAUUUCUCACAUGGAUACCUUCUCUCUGGAUUCCUUUCACCAUUAAGCUUAAGAAAAAUUGCAAGCUGCAAUCGUGAAGCAAAAUCGAUUGCUGAAAAAGCAUUAAAAGAGAAUAAUGAAAUAUCUAAAGGAUCUGACGAACUUGUCAGUGAGCUCAAAGCAAAAGCGCUUUCACUCGAGGAACUACUUCAGCUUUCGCGACACACCGACAAACAUUACAAUUACGUAUUGCCGAUCUUGAAGCGAUGA